Messenger RNA from Penicillium mononematosum, 1356 nucleotides. RefSeq lists its product as uncharacterized. Gene Ontology annotation, biological process: transmembrane transport. The coding region runs from base 1 to 1356 and encodes 451 amino acids. NCBI's taxonomy places the organism in Eukaryota, Fungi, Ascomycota, Eurotiomycetes, Eurotiales, Aspergillaceae. The transcript has a single exon. The record is from RefSeq and is a predicted model, not a curated record. Gene Ontology annotation, molecular function: transmembrane transporter activity.
AUGUCGGGCUUCAUCAACCCACAUCCCAGCCCAAAUGAAGAAUACGCAGAAUAUCCUCUUCCAAUCAUUGACAACCCCGGUGAUCGUCAAAGCCUUGAGCGUGAGGCUACCGUCGAUGUCAAUCAAUAUGAUGCCGGACUCGAGCCACCCACACGGCCUCGCAGUCGAUCCCAUCACAGGGUUCGCUUUCGUUCGCUGAGUCUGCGCCGGAACGAAGAUGCCUCACAUCCCUCGUCGCGCCCGUUAUUGUCGUCCCCAGACCUCAGCGAAGUCCCGCUCUCCGGAACCAUCACCCCGCCAGCCCCCACCCAUUCCCGGGGUGGCUCUGGCCUGGCCAACGUGCACACCCCCGACGAGUUGGGCGAGACCGAGAAACAUGAUUUUGGUAAAAUGGACCGGACUACCUCAGCCCGCGACCGCUUCAGAGCCACCGGUCAGCUUUUGCGACAGAAAACUAGCCGCUUGACGGAACGCCUCGGUCGCCCCACGGAUGAAGGCGAGCCCCUCAACGCCUCAUACCUUCCAGACGACUUCGACAGCGGUAUCCCACUUGAGGAGCUACAGGCCCGCCGCGCUCGCCAUGACGCCGACCGAGCGCACGCAUUGGAGACUGGUGAGGAUGUUAUUGAGCCGCCCCCUAGCGCCGAGGCUCAUCGCUUGGUCCGCAGCAUGACCAUGGUUCAGGAUCAGCUGCGCAAGCGGAAACCUCGGGGCGCAUAUCAGCGGUCGGGACAGACAACUCCCGAGGGCUUGAUCAGCGCCUUUACGCAGCGCAGACGGUCCAGUGGAUUGGGCGGUGGCAGCGGCAUUUUGUCGCAGUUGCUGAAGCUCCAGGCCGCCCAGACUGGAAGCUCUUCGCGCCCGGAAAGUGUCAUCACGGAUGACUCUGACAGUGACACGCAGGUCUCCUCCGGUAUUUCCACCCCGAAGAAAGGUUCUUUCUCGCCCCCACUCCCUGCUUCUCUGUCUCUGCCAACAUCUGGUGCCGCUACCCCGCGCAAGGAGAAGCUCAAAUGGUACAAGAAGUCAGCCCAUCUGUCCACCUCGUCGCUGGUCAAUGCCUCCAUGAACCUCAGCACGGCCAGUCUGCCUGCUGCGGCAGAGGCCGCGCCGGGUGUGCACAAGAAAUGGAAGAGAAGCAAGCGAAAGACCCGUCUGGAAGACGAAAUCCGUGUCACUGUCCAUAUCGCGGAGAUCAUCGCACGUCAGCGGUACAUCAUGCAACUGUGCCGUGCGCUUAUGCGAUACGGUGCCCCGACCCAUCGUCUGGAGGAGUAUAUGCAAAUGACUGCCCGGGUCCUGGAAGUUUCGGGCCAAUUCUUUAUAUCUGCCCGGUUGUAUGAUCAUGUCCUUUGA